This is a messenger RNA of Cervus elaphus (red deer), 2249 nucleotides long. It is a transcript of the gene FRS3, whose product is annotated as fibroblast growth factor receptor substrate 3. The record is from RefSeq and is a predicted model, not a curated record. Gene Ontology annotation, cellular component: cytoplasm. The coding region runs from base 348 to 1835 and encodes 495 amino acids. The transcript is spliced from 7 exons. Lineage: Eukaryota; Metazoa; Chordata; Mammalia; Artiodactyla; Cervidae. Gene Ontology annotation, biological process: cell surface receptor protein tyrosine kinase signaling pathway.
UUCUAGGCUGCGCGCCGGUCGCCCCCGAUCGGGUCCGCCUGCCCGCAGCGUCUCGUUGGUGCAGCCGGUGACCUCCGACCCCGCCGCCGCGGGGCGGGGAGGCCUUAGCUCCGGGCGGGCGGCGGCUGCUGCAGCGGGACCCGGGAGCGGGGCCCGGCGCCGCCCGGGCCGCGGGGCGAUGUGAGCCCCAGGUGUAUCCCAGGGAGAUCCAAGUGACUUCUCUGCAGACUGCUUGCCAUGCCACCCCACCAAGAACAGGGGGAAUAAAGUGGGGGUCCUUCCCCAUGCCCCUCCCAUGGUCAGCUCUCCGAUGGCCUGGGUGAGGGCAGGCAGGCUGCUCUGACACCAUGGGGAGCUGCUGCAGCUGCCUGAACCGAGACAGCGUCUCAGACAACCACCCCACCAAGUUCAAGGUGACGAACGUGGAUGAUGAGGGCGUGGAGCUGGGCUCCGGAGUGAUGGAGCUGACCCAGAGCGAGCUGGUGCUGCACCUGCAUCGGCGCGAGGCUGUCCGCUGGCCUUACCUCUGCCUGCGGCGCUAUGGCUACGACUCCAACCUCUUCUCUUUUGAGAGUGGCCGCCGGUGUCAGACUGGCCAGGGGAUAUUUGCAUUUAAGUGCUCCAGGGCUGAGGAAAUCUUCAACCUCCUCCAGGAUCUGAUGCAGUGCAACAGCAUCAAUGUGAUGGAAGAGCCAGUCAUCAUCACCCGCAACAGUCACCCGGCUGAGCUUGACCUCCCUCGGGCCCCCCAGCCUCCCAAUGCUCUAGGCUAUACCGUCUCCAGCUUCUCCAACGGCUUCCCUGGCUGCCCAGGAGAGGGUCCCCGAUUCUCAGCACCCCGGCGCCCCUCAACGAGCAGCCUCCGACACCCCUCGCUUGGUGAAGAAUCCACCCAUGCCCUCAUUGCCCCGGAUGAGCAGUCCCACACCUACGUCAACACGCCAGCCAGCGAGGAGGAGCAGCGCCGAAGCCGGCACUGCCUGCAGCCCCUGCCUGAGGGCCGGGCGCCCUUCGCGCCGCAGGCCCGGGGCCCCGACCAGCGGGACCCACAGGUGUUCCUGCAGCCGGGCCAGGUGAAGUUCGUGUUGGGCCCCACCCCGGCUCGGCGGCACAUGACCAAGUGCCAAGGCCUCUGCCCGAGCCUGCAGGACGCCCCCCACCACAACAAUAACAACGAGGGCCCUUCGGAGUGCCAAGCCCAGCCCAAGUGCACCUACGAGAACGUCAGCGGGGGGUUGCGGCCGGGGGCGGGCUGGAGACUGAGCCCGGAGGAGCCGGGCUGGAACGGCCUGGCCCAGCGCAGGGCUGCACUGCUGCACUAUGAAAACCUGCCCUCCCUGCCCCCUGUGUGGGAGAGCCAGGCCCCGCAGCCAGGGGAGGAGGCCGGGGAUGACGGAGACUCCAGGGACGGGCUCACCCCUUCCUCCAACGGCUUCCCAGAAGGCGAGGAGGACGAGACCCCACUGCAGAAGCCCACCAGCACCCGGGCGGCCCUCCGCAGUCACGGCAGCUUCCCCGUGCCGCUGACCCGGCGCCGAGGCUCCCCGAGGGUCUUCAACUUUGAUUUCCGCCGGCCGGGCCCGGAGCCUCCAAGGCAGCUCAACUACAUCCAGGUGGAGCUGAAGGGCUGGGGUGGAGACCGCCCCAAGGGGCCCCCGAACCCCUCCGCCCCCCGAGCCCCUGUGCCCACCACUCACCCGACCCGCAGCUCAGACUCCUACGCCGUGAUCGACCUCAAAAAGACCGUGGCCAUGUCCAACCUGCAGAGGGCGCUGCCCCGCGACGACGGGACCGCCAGGAAAACCCGGCACAACAGCACCGACCUGCCUCUGUAGGGGCGCCCCUCCUCCGCCCUGCCCAGCCUCCGCCUCCCGCUCCCGUGCCCCGAACCCCCACUCCGGGGUUCCGGGCUGCUUCGCAGAAGGGCACUGAGGUGGACCAGAUGCUUUCUCGCACUGGCCAGAGUCCCCAAAGAUAUCAGCCGCAGAGUCCCCCGGUGUCCGAGCUGGGGAGAGGAGAGGGUGACCAGGCGAGGAGGGAGCCGCGGUGUAAACUGUGAAGGGCCCCCCGACGGCAAUUAGCACCCUCCCGUUCUGUCAUCUGUCGCGUCUGUCGUCUGUGUGUUUUUUUGGUUGAAAUUUGGAAACAUUUUGUACCUGUUGAUUUUAUUUAUCAGUUUAUUUUUCUAUUUAUUGUUUUAAAUGUAAUUUAACAUAUUUAUUAUUAAUAUAAUUAUUUUUAAAUUCUGA